GAUUUAAUUUGCUGCAUAUCGAAAAUAUCUCGAAAGUAUCGUUGCAGCCUUUCCACGAUACCGAUUGGUCAUCGCUGUCGUCAUUCAAUGCUCGUGGAUAUGCUGAUUGGCUUGCACGUUCGGCAUUCAGUCAAUUUGACAGAUUGCGGUUAUAUUUGAAAUAUAAAGGUACGAAAUGAUUCUUUAAUCGUUAAUGGGAAUUUGACUCGAUGUGCGAGUAAUAGGCCUCUGACUUUCAAUAAAGAAUGUGUGAAAUUAAUUAUUAAAAAAUAAAAGAUAAGCGCAUCGUUUUGCAAAAUAAAAGCCUCGCGCCACUGAUUCUGUCAAGUGAAAAUGACAGUGAGCAAAUUUUUGGUGUGUUCGCGUUAGUAUAGAACUACUUUUUGAUAAUAAAAAAAAAUUGUGAAAAAUUGUCGGAAAUGCCAGAAACAUAAUAGCCUGACAAAUGUUUGGCGUUCGCAUAUACGCAACUCCACUUUCUGUUACUUUGCUGUUUAUAUCUCUGUCCGUAUGGCUUUGUAUUUGUCGUUGGAUCUUUCGCUACGACAUGAGAGACCAGGAGAUUGUCUAUUGGCUGGUGGUGUAUUUUAUUGUAAUCACUAUACUAAAUAUGAUAUUUCUUGGACAUCUACAAUUCAUAUAUGACUAUCCACCUGGAAUGAGGAAUUGAAUUAUUUACAUGACAGGUGAAAAGGUUUUAUGUUUCCACGGCCCGCUUAUAUACGAAGCAAAAUGCUUAAAAUCAUCAGUUACCAGAGAAAAGCAGAUUAAAUAUCUCAUUCAUUAUGCUGGAUGGAACAAGAACUGGGAUGAAUGGGUACCUGAGAGUCGUGUUCUUAAAUACAAUGAGGGAAAUGUACAAAAACAAAAAGAGGUACAACGUGCUCAUGCAGCACAGCAAAUGUCACAAAAGGGUAAAAAGGGAAGCAGCAGUGCAAAGGGACAAGUGCGAAGGAGUGAAUCUGGCAAAGAUAAAGAUUCUGAAAGUAGAGGUAGUACACCAGUUCCUGGGAGUGAUAAAAUAGUUGGUCGUGGAAAUAAAAAUGGUGGAGGUUCUGUCACACCAUCAUCAUCACACGAUUCCUCUUCGGAUGCUCCUCGCAAGAAACGAAGCCGCAUAGAUCCAUCAGUGGAAACGGAAGAACAAUUUGUCACAAAGGUAGAAGUUAAGGUUAAAAUGCCUGAUGAGCUGAAACCUUGGCUAGUUGACGACUGGGAUGCAAUUAGUAGACAACGGAAAUUGGUUAUUUUACCAGCAAGACACACAGUCGAUCAAAUUCUGGAUGAUUAUGUAAAAUUCAAAACUUCAAGCAAAACAAACAAUCCUAACAAAGAAAGUGCUGUUCUAGAAGUAACAAAGGGUAUUAGAGAGUAUUUUAAUGUAAUGCUGGGUACCCAAUUACUUUAUCGAUGGGAGAGACAGCAGUAUGGAGAAAUCAUGGCAGAAAAAGCUGGUACUCCGCUGAGUCAAAUAUAUGGAGCUUUCCAUUUACUCAGACUAUUUGUAAAACUCGGCAGUAUGUUGUCUUACACACCAUUGGACGAAAGAAGUAUCCAAUUACUGUUAGCUCACAUUCAUGAUUUUCUACGAUAUCUACACAAGAACAGCAGUGAUUUAUUCAGCCUCCAAGAUUACGGGGCAGCACCUCCAGAAUAUCAUCGAAAAUGUAGUUAACUUCAAUAAAAUUCACUCAUCAAACUGUUUAAACGUA
Molecule: messenger RNA, 1712 nt
Organism: Cephus cinctus (wheat stem sawfly)
Lineage: Eukaryota; Metazoa; Arthropoda; Insecta; Hymenoptera; Cephidae
Gene: MRG15
Product: mortality factor 4-like protein 1
Exons: 7
Coding region: 680-1675 (331 amino acids)
Biological process (GO): chromatin organization; regulation of DNA-templated transcription
Cellular component (GO): NuA4 histone acetyltransferase complex; nucleus
Source: RefSeq, a predicted model, not a curated record